AUGUCUAAACCAGCCAUUGGCUUUGUUGGCCUCGGGGCCAUGGGCUUCGGCAUGGCCACCCACCUUGUUCAUGAAGGAUACCCUGUUUACGGCUACGAUGUCUUUCCAGCCUCGGUGCAGCGAUUCCAGGCUGCGGGGGGCACACCCGCCUCCUCGCUGCGUGAAUCAGCGGAAGGAAAGUCUUUCUACGUCUGCAUGGUAGCAUCGGCGCCGCAGGCGCAAACCGUCCUCUUCGGAGAUGAGGGCGUUGUGCAAUACCUCCCCCAAAAUGCAACCCUCCUCCUUUGCUCCACCGUCGCCGCCUCAUAUGCGCAAUCUGUCGCCGCAGAACUCGCCUCUCGAGGUCGAUCAGAUAUUCACUUUGUUGAUGCACCAGUCUCAGGAGGUGCGAAGCGCGCCGCGGAUGGCACCCUCUCCAUCAUGGCGGGCGGUGCUGACUCUGCGCUGCAAAUUGCGCGCGAUUUGCUGCAGACUAUGUCUGCCCCAAGCAAGCUCUAUCUUGUCCCGGGAGGAGUGGGAGCCGGCAGUAACAUGAAGAUGGUACAUCAGGUGCUGGCUGCCAUCCACAUCUUGGGGGCCAGCGAGGCUAUGGGUUUCGCGGCGCAUCUGGGCCUGGAUGCAGUGAAUACAGCAGAGCAGAUAAAGAGCUCAGAAGCGUGGACCUGGAUGCAUGAGAACCGUUUUCCUAGGAUGGUGGAGGAGGAUUGGAAUCCUGGGGCGAGUGCUCUGACAAUCAUUCUGAAGGAUGCUGGCAUCAUUACUACCUCAGCCCGUCAAAACAACUUUCCAAUUCCGCUCUGCGCAACUGCAGAGCAGAUUUACCUCUCCGCUCUUGUACAAGGUUACGGCCCCAAGGACGACUCCGCUAUGAUCCGCCAGUACUACUCGCAUCCACUCAAAGACAUCGAUACUUCCUCAGCAACCGAGGAUCCAGAAACCGCUCUACAGCUCGUGCUUGACCUCAUGCAAUGCGUAAACCUUGUCGCGGCUGCCGAAGCCAUCGCCUUCGCACGGUCACUAGGUGUCGAUAUGGCGCAAUUCUUCGAACUCGUCAGCGACGCAGCCGGUGGAAGCAAGGUAUUCGUCACGAGAGGACUAGAGAUGAUUGAGGGUAAAAUCGGCACACAGGCGCCAGCUGGCUCAGAGACUCUGAAUGCGGUAGUGAGUCGGUUAGAGAAGGUGGUGCAGAAGGCGCGGGACAUGCACUGCCCGCUCCAUCUCGGCAACGCAGCCCUGAACGUAUUAUUGAUGUCCAAGGGCCAAGGGUACGGGUCGGAGGCCAGCACCAGCGUAAUCCGUGUUUAUCCGUAG
Molecule: messenger RNA, 1311 nt
Organism: Aspergillus luchuensis
Lineage: Eukaryota; Fungi; Ascomycota; Eurotiomycetes; Eurotiales; Aspergillaceae
Product: NAD(P)-dependent oxidoreductase
Exons: 3
Coding region: 1-1311 (436 amino acids)
Molecular function (GO): NAD binding; NADP binding; oxidoreductase activity
Source: RefSeq, a predicted model, not a curated record